Alosa sapidissima (American shad) is the source of this 2245-nucleotide messenger RNA. It is a transcript of the gene galns, whose product is annotated as galactosamine (N-acetyl)-6-sulfatase. The record is from RefSeq and is a predicted model, not a curated record. The coding region runs from base 269 to 1840 and encodes 523 amino acids. Gene Ontology annotation, molecular function: N-acetylgalactosamine-6-sulfatase activity; arylsulfatase activity. Lineage: Eukaryota; Metazoa; Chordata; Actinopteri; Clupeiformes; Clupeidae. The transcript is spliced from 14 exons.
GUGAAGGAAUCCACUGUUUACCACUAACAGCGUCGUGUCAAAAGCCUUUGACUCAAAAGGAAUGAGUACUGCCACCAGACUAAAGAUGCCGUAUAACACAGUUUAAGAUAAGCGAUAAUUAAAUUUAAAUGGUCAAGAACAGCGGUUGGAUACUCUAAUUUGGUUUAGGCUUUUCAAGUCGCAUGACUGAGAGAGGUUGCUCUUUAUCAUUUCCUCAAACCGUCCUUAGCAUGUGACUCCUCCACCUACUGUAUGAGUCCAAGUUGCAAUGGAUGCAGCGCGCAUUUAUGUAUUUGCGUUUCUCUUCGGUUUAGUAUGUUCUCGCACUGCCUGGGAUGAUGAUUUCAGUGCGUCGACUCCAAACAUCAUCAUCAUGUUCAUGGAUGAUAUGGGAUGGGGUGACUUAGGGGUAUUUGGACAGCCCUCCAAAGAAACCCCCAACUUGGACAGGAUGGCAGCGGAUGGGAUGCUGUUCCCUGACUUCUACUCUGCCAACCCACUCUGCUCACCAUCUAGAGCAGCUCUGUUGACUGGAAGGCUACCUGUCAGGAAUGGAUUCUACACCACUAAUGCUCAUGCAAGGAAUGCAUACACACCUCAGGAGAUAGUUGGGGGAAUCUCAAAGGAGGAGAUUCUUCUGCCAGAGAUACUGAAGAAAAAGGGCUACGUUAGCAAAAUUGUUGGCAAGUGGCAUCUUGGUCAUAGGCCAGGUCAUCUACCUGUGGAGCGCGGGUUUGACAAGUGGUUCGGUGCACCCAACUGCCACUUCGGUCCGUUCAACAGCAGCAGCAGGCCCAACAUUCCAGUCUACAACAACUCUGAGAUGGUCGGAAGGUAUUAUGAAGAAUUCAAGAUUGACCGGAAAACCGGUGAAUCAAACCUUACGCAGAUCUACCUGCAGGAGGGACUGGGCUUCAUCUCCAGCCAAACCUUAGCACGCCGGCCCUUCUUCCUGUACUGGGCUCCGGAUGCCACCCACGCGCCUGUGUACGCCUCAAAGCGCUUUCAUGGGAAGAGCCGGAGAGGACGCUAUGGGGACGCUGUGAUGGAGCUGGACUACAGCGUGGGCCAGAUUCUGGACGGACUCCGCACCCUGGGCAUCCACAACAACACCUUUGUCUUCUUCUCCUCAGACAACGGAGCAGCAGUCAUGUCUGGACCAAUGCAGAGUGGCAGUAACGGUCCAUUCCUCUGUGGGAAGGAGACCACGUUCGAGGGUGGCAUGAGGGAGCCCGCCAUCGCCUGGUGGCCUGGACGCAUCCCCUCGGGCACGGUGAGUCAUCAGCUGGGUAGUGCAAUGGAUCUGUUCACCACCAGCCUCGCUCUGGCCGGACUGGCAGCGCCAGACGACCGGAUGCUGGACGGACUUGACCUGCGGCCGGUCCUCUUCAACAACUCUCUCAUUGACAGGCCCAUCUUCUAUUACCGCGGCAACGAGAUGAUGGCGGUGCGGGUGGGCGCCUACAAGGCACACUAUUGGACAUGGAGCAACUCGUGGGAGGAGUUUAAUCAGGGUAUAAACUUCUGUCCUGGCGAAGAGGUGGCUGGGAUCACGACACACACCCAGGAAGAGCACACGAUGCAGCCUAUCAUCUUCCACCUAGGGCGGGACCCUGGCGAGAAAUACCCAAUCAGCGUUCUUAGCAAAGAGUACAUGGCUGUUUUGAAGCACAUUGACCCAAUAGUAGAGGAGCACAGGCAGACCCUGGUGCCUGGCAUGCCUCAGCUCAACAUGUGUGACCUGGCUGUCAUGAACUGGUCUCCUCCUGGGUGUGAGAAGCUCGGAAAGUGCCUGACACCCCCAAAGUCACAGCCGUGGAAGUGUGAUUGGCCACACUGAUCCAAGAUCUGCCUGCAUAUGUCUUUGGCAGUGCCCUGCCUUUUGAUGGUGUCAAACAGCCAGACAACCAGAGAGAUUCCCAUCAUCCCCUCGGACUGUUUUUAUGGCGAACCUGAGAAUGUUUUUUAACCAAAAUGACUUUCUAUGAUUGUCUGUGUAAAUGUGAAUAACAAACUUGAUCUGAGCUGUGACAGUCUAUGAAGGGAAGUUUGGGUACAUUUAGUAAAAACAUGUACUUCAUUUGAUGAGUAUGGAAUUGAUCGGAACAUAGUAGUAAAUGUCCCUGUGUAGUAUUGUGUAUUCUGUCCAUUUUCAAAAUUUCUUUCCCCAGAUUUUUACAAGUAGAUGAGUUCAGUUGGAUAAGAGAAAUGGAUAAAAAUUAAAAAAAAAGACAUUCCAAUGACA